AUGCUCCUGCUCCGCCGCGUCUUCUUCCUCCUCUCGUCGCCCUCGCCUCGCGCGCCGCUCGCAGAACCUCUCCUGCUCCGACGCCCGCCCAAAACCCUAGCCCCGACAGCGCGGCAGCUCGUGGCUAUGGCUGCGCCUGCCCCGUCGGCGGGUGGGGCGGGGACGAUGAGCCGGGACGCGUUCCGCGCAGCCGUGACCAACACGCUGGAGCGCCGGCUCUUCUUCGUGCCCUCCUUCAAGAUCUACGGCGGCGUCGCGGGGCUCUACGACUACGGCCCCCCAGGUUGCGCCGUCAAAGCUAACGUCCUCGCUUUCUGGCGCCAGCAUUUUGUAUUGGAGGAAGGGAUGCUUGAGGUUGACUGUCCAUGUGUGACACCAGAAGUUGUCUUGAAAGCCUCUGGACAUGUUGAUAAAUUUACAGACUUAAUGGUUAAAGAUGAAAAGACAGGCAACUGCUACCGUGCGGAUCAUUUGCUGAAGGAUUUCUGUAAGGAUAAGCUUGAGAAGGAUCACACAUUGUCACAAAAAAUGCUAGAAGAAUACAAUAGAGUUCUUGCUAUCCUGGAUGAUCUCUCUGCAGAACAAUUGGGUGCUAAGAUUAAGGAGUAUGGGAUUGUUGCUCCGGACACCAAGAACCCAUUAUCAGAUCCGUACCCUUUCAAUCUCAUGUUUCAAACUUCCAUUGGACCAUCAGGUUUGAGCCCAGGGUAUAUGAGGCCAGAGACAGCUCAGGGUAUAUUUGUGAACUUCAAAGACUUGUAUUACUAUAAUGGCAACAAGCUGCCAUUCGCUGCAGCCCAAAUUGGUCAAGCCUUCAGGAAUGAGAUAUCUCCCCGUCAAGGCCUUCUGAGAGUCCGUGAGUUUACUUUAGCGGAAAUUGAGCACUUUGUGGACCCAGAGGACAAAUCCCAUCCAAAGUUUGGUGAUGUUUCUGAUCUAGAGUUCUUGAUGUUUCCAAGAGAGGAUCAAAUGGCCGGAAGGUCAGCCACAAGACUUAAACUCAGAAAUGCUGUAUCUGAGGGAACUGUGAACAAUGAGACCCUUGGCUACUUCAUUGGAAGGGUCUACCUUUUCUUGACACAACUUGGGAUUGACAAAGAUCGUCUCCGUUUCCGUCAACAUCUGCCAAAUGAAAUGGCUCAUUAUGCUGCUGAUUGUUGGGAUGCAGAGAUUGAAUGCUCCUAUGGUUGGAUUGAGUGUGUUGGAAUUGCUGAUAGGUCUGCCUUUGACUUACGUGCCCACUCGGAUAAAAGCGGCGAGAAACUUGAAGCACAUGAGAAGUUUUCAGAACCCAGAGAAGUGGAGAAAUUAGUUAUAACACCAUCAAAGAAGGAACUUGGUCUUGCAUUCAAAGGGAACCAGAAGAUGGUUCUUGAAUCAUUGGAAGCCAUGACUGAGACCGAAGCUUUGGAUAUGAAAGCUGUGUUGGAAUCCAAGGGGGAGGUUGAGUUCAAGGUGUGUACUCUUGGGAAGGAUGUUACCAUAAAGAAAAACAUGGUUUCAAUUAACAUCGAGAAGAAAAAGGAACACCAAAGAAAAUUUACUCCUUCUGUUAUAGAACCAUCUUUUGGGAUUGGGCGCAUUAUAUACUGCCUUUUCGAGCACUGCUUCUACCAAAGGCCUGGAAAGACAGAGGAUGAGCAGUUAAACAUAUUCCGUUUUCCCCCUCUUGUUGCUCCAAUAAAGUGCACUGUCUUUCCAUUGGUCAAGCUUGAGAAAUUUGAGGUUGUUGCCAAGAAAAUUUCAAAGGCCUUGACAGCAGCAGGGAUUUCACAUAUUAUCGACAUGACAGGUAAUACAAUAGGAAAACGGUAUGCAAGGACGGACGAGAUUGGUGUCCCCCUGGCGAUCACUGUCGAUAACACUACAAGCGUGACGGUGCGCGAUCGUGACAGCAAGGACCAGAUCCGCGUGGAGGUGGAUGAGGUGGCCUCGGUGGUGAAGGAAGUGACGGACGGGCAGAGCACCUGGGCUGACAUCAUGUGGAGGUACCCGGCGCAUACCACCUCGGCAGCCGACGAGGAAGAGGCAGAGCCCUGA
Messenger RNA from Miscanthus lutarioriparius, 2040 nucleotides. Lineage: Eukaryota; Viridiplantae; Streptophyta; Magnoliopsida; Poales; Poaceae. The record is from the annotation of a GenBank genome assembly.